Suillus subaureus is the source of this 510-nucleotide messenger RNA. RefSeq lists its product as uncharacterized. Lineage: Eukaryota; Fungi; Basidiomycota; Agaricomycetes; Boletales; Suillaceae. The transcript has a single exon. The coding region runs from base 1 to 510 and encodes 169 amino acids. The record is from RefSeq and is a predicted model, not a curated record.
AUGGCCCCCGGCAACCCCUCGAGCCACGGAACGAAUCCGUUGAUGUACAACGGUCUCCGCCUCAGUGGACCCUCGAGCGCUCCUUGCCCUCUAAAUCAGGGCUUAACAAGGGCAUUCGUGGUUCUAUCUUUGCGAUCCUCCGCAAAAAGCGUCAGCAAACUGGCCCACCGAGAGCGAAAAUUCGAAGGAUCGGUAACUGGAGCCAUAUUACAAGAAAUGGAGGAGAAAAACGAGGAAAAAACUGCUUGGGAGAGACUUCUGAAUCACAUGGAGGAUAGCUCAAGGCCCCCUACCCUGGUUCACCAUCAAGUCAGACAGACUAGUACUGACAUACGGCGAUCACGUGUCGUUCGUCGUUCGGCUUCGUUCGCAGGCUUGAACAGCCAAGUUGAAAGUCGGAACGGCGAUAGGGGAUCUGUGAUGGAGGCCGUUUUCCAACUUCGUCAAGUGUGGAGCGAGACGAUAGACAUCACACCGGAUUUUGAUGAGAGGUCGGAUGAGGAGUAUUAG